Molecule: messenger RNA, 2056 nt
Organism: Orcinus orca (killer whale)
Lineage: Eukaryota; Metazoa; Chordata; Mammalia; Artiodactyla; Delphinidae
Product: cytochrome P450 2C18
Biological process (GO): xenobiotic metabolic process
Cellular component (GO): cytoplasm; intracellular membrane-bounded organelle
Molecular function (GO): heme binding; oxidoreductase activity, acting on paired donors, with incorporation or reduction of molecular oxygen, reduced flavin or flavoprotein as one donor, and incorporation of one atom of oxygen; iron ion binding
Source: RefSeq, a predicted model, not a curated record
AUGGACCUGAAGAUAGGUACCAGUGAUGCCAGAGAAGAGAAGGUUCCAGUGGAUCCGGGUGUGGUCCUGGUGCUCUGUCUCUCUCUCUCCUGUCUGCUUCUCCUCUCACUCUGGAAACAGAGCUCUGGGAAAGGGCAGCUCCCGACUGGCCCCACUCCUCUCCCAAUUCUUGGAAAUAUCCUACAGUUAGACGUUAAGGACAUCAGCAAAUCCUUAAUCAAUGUAACAAAUGUGUAUGGCCCUGUGUUCACUGGGUAUUUUGGCUUGAAGCCCACCAUAGUGUUGCAUGGUUACAAAGCAGUGAAAGAAGCCCUGAUUGAUCUGUGAGAAGAGUUUUCUGGAAGAGGCAGUCUCCCUGUGUCUCAAAGAGUUAAUAAAGGACAUGGAAUCCUCUUUAGCAAUGGAAAGAGAUGGAAGGAGAUCUGGCGCAUCUCCCUCAUGACACUGGAAUUCGGGGUGGGGAAGAAGAGCAUUGAGGACCGAGUUCAAGAGGAAACCCACUGCCUUGUGGAGGAGUUGAGAAAAACCAGUGGGUCACCCUGUGACCCCACUUUCAUCCUGGGCUGUGCUCCCUGCAAUGUGAUCUGCUCCAUUAUUUUCCAGAAUCGUUUUGAUUAUACAGAUCAGAAUUUUCUUAACUUGCUAGGAAACUUUAAUGAAAACCUCAGGAUUAUGCGCUCCCCAUGGAUCCAGGUCUGCAAUAAUUUCCCUGCUCUCAUGGACUAUCUCCCAGGGAGUCAUAACAAAGUACUUAAAAUGUUUGCUUAUGUAAAAAGCUAUGUUUGAGAAAUAAAAGAACACCAAGCAUCUCUGGACAUUAACAAUCCUCGGGACUUCAUUGAUUGUUUCCCGAUCAAAAUGGAACAGGAAAAGCACAAUCAACAGAUGGAGUUUACUUUUGAAAACUUGAUAGCCACUGUAACUGAUUUGUUUGGAGCUGGGACAGAGAAAACGAACACCACACUGAGAUAUGGGCUUCUCCUCCUGCUAAAGUGCCAAGAGGUCACAGGUAUGAGCAAGAUGAUUGAAGGUGGGGAUAAAGGGAGUGUCUCACUCUGCUGUAAUGCUGAUGUCACUCCCCUCACCGUUGACAAUUUUAUUAUUCCAGAAGGCACGACUAUAGUAACAUUGCUGAGUUCUGUGCUACAUGAUGACAGAGAAUUCCCCAACCCAGAGGUGUUUGACCCAGUCCACUUCCUGGACGAGAGUGGCAACUUUAAGAAGAGUGACUACUUCAUGGCUUUCUCAGCAGUCAACAUAGGUUUUGGCUGGAGAAAUCAUCGGGAUGCUUUCAAAAUAGCUGUCCUGCUGGAGGACGGGCAGAAUUGAGAAGCCAGAGUACAAGGCAAUUAGAAGAGAUUUGGUGGACACAUGGGAACAAGGGAAAAGAACAUGGUAUCUAGAAGUGAAGCAGAAAUCCAAGAUGUCUUGUUUUAAGAGUAAUCGUGACAGAAGAAAUAAAAUCAGAUGAACAUGGUAGGCAAGAAGGACAAGAAACAGGUCAAAUCUUAAAUUGCUCUUGGCAGGAAGUAACUCUAUCAAUGUAAACUAAAGGCUGGAGGAAAAGAGGAGUUCUUAGCCACAAGACACAGCUUGCACUGAGGACAGUAAUGCUGACAUCCUGUUUCAUUUUGUCGGGAAACAAAUUAGCCUUGGAGGCCACGGAAAACAGCCAUAGUGGUCACUUGACACUCCCAGUAUCUGGCCUCCACCGGAAGGGAGGCACCCUGUACGUAAGAUCCACUCCUAAGAAGUAAUACUGUCGUUGAACAAGAAAAGCAUCGGACAUUUGGCACAUUAUCUGAGGAAAGGGACUGGAGAAAGUUCUAAGAACGUAUAUUACCCAUUCAUCCCCCUCAGUCAAUAAACCCAGGUCACAGUUGUUACUGUAUUUGUAAAUGCAUCAAACUUGCUGUGGUUCAGAGAGCUUUCAUUUUAUCUUGAUUUGCCCAAAUUACAAAGUUUCAGCCACCUUGCCUUUUACAAACUUAGAAAGAGUUUAAAAUAAGGAUUAAUAGAAAGAGAAAGGAAGGAAGGAAGGAAAAGAUAGAAAGAA